This is a messenger RNA of Durusdinium trenchii, 966 nucleotides long. Lineage: Eukaryota; Dinophyceae; Suessiales; Symbiodiniaceae. The record is from the annotation of a GenBank genome assembly.
AUGCCAUCGAUCGACGAAAACCACUUUCUCCAGUUUGUACCCAAAGAGGUACAGGCAGGACACGGCUCCCUGGAGGACGCCUUCUACCUGCCGGGCUUCCUCUGCAAAGAGCAGGACUCAUCUCUCUUUCAGCAACUUCAGAAGGAGCUCUCCUUUAAGCCUGCAUGGUUGGAGAAUGGCCUCCCCUUCUCGCGCCAACUCUGUGUGGCCUCGGAUCUGAACACCACGCCCACCUUGCACGCCAUCUUGGAACACCUGGCAGAGGUCCGUCGCCGGUCGCCGGUCGGGACAGGACACCAACCCCGCGAGUCCACGGUGCGUCAACUUCACGGUGUGGCCGUCGUGAUCUUCAUGUCUCUUCGGUGUGAGGAUCGUGGCGCAGUAUUUCGGCUGAAGGUCUUCCAAGAUCUUCUUUUGUUUAGGAUCCUCAUGUGCUUUGGCAAAGCUUUGGGCAGCUGCGGGUUUGGGCCAUCGACGUCCGACGUCAAGGAGUUCACGGUGCCAGAGAUCAAAGGACUUGAAGAGUGGAAGGAGACGAAGGUGACGACCCACCUGGAGCUGGAGUUCAAGAGAGAGCAAAGGCAGACGAAGCGGAGGGAUUGUGUGGUGCGCUUCUUAAAGAGACAUGACUUCUCCGAUGUGAACAAGCCCCGGAUCAAGCGCUUCUUCUCCAUGCCCUUUACGGAAAAGAAGGGCGUUUAUCCUCUCCACGUCGCUGCGAAGCUGGGGGAUCUGCAAAUGGUCCGUUUCCUCCUGCAAGCAGGCGCCGACCCAGAGAGGAAGACCCGACGGGGGCUCCUGGCCUCUGACUUUGUGGUGGAUGACGGCGAAGCUGAAGGGGACGCAGCGCAGAUUCUGGCACUGCUGUCCGGAGAGCUGAAGAUUCGCCCCUUGCGCAGUCUCCUUGAUGUGACCAACGAGGAUUACGACCCAUCGCAAACAGGCUCACAGAUCCUGAGAUGGUGA